AUGGAAGAGUUUCAAUGUUCAUUUCUUAAUCUGGUUGUGUUGCUGGUGAUAAAUGGAGUGACCAUUUAUUGUGAAUGGUACCCUAGCGCAACUGUCACAAUUUGCAAAACAAAUGAACCGAAGAAAGGGGGAAAACUGCAAUUUCCAGUAGCUAAUGGAGACAAGGGCUACGUGCUCAAGCAUCAUGGUCAUACCAUGUAG
Prunus armeniaca (apricot) is the source of this 201-nucleotide messenger RNA. The record is from the annotation of a GenBank genome assembly. NCBI's taxonomy places the organism in Eukaryota, Viridiplantae, Streptophyta, Magnoliopsida, Rosales, Rosaceae.